Molecule: messenger RNA, 717 nt
Organism: Melampsora larici-populina 98AG31
Lineage: Eukaryota; Fungi; Basidiomycota; Pucciniomycetes; Pucciniales; Melampsoraceae
Exons: 2
Coding region: 1-717 (238 amino acids)
Source: RefSeq, a predicted model, not a curated record
AUGACCAUGAAUUCAAGACUUACUAUGGACAAAUCGAAUCUCAAGCUUCUCACUCUCGCUAUCAUCCCGAUAUUUAUUUCAACUGUCUUUGCUUUGAACGUACCAUCACUCAACGUACCGGCUUGUCCAGCGAAGGCACAUCUAGAGUACAAUAAAUCAGUACCGGACAAAAAUCCAUUUCCACUCACUACUGUUGAUCUAUGCUAUGGAACUUCUACACUUGAAUUAGUCUUUACUGCUUAUAACGAAACAAGUUUUUAUUAUAAUCGUACGCAAGGUACCAACGAUAACAUUUAUGAAUACGAAGUGAUGGAAGCAUUCAUUUUUCGUGGUACAGAAGAUCCACAGACGUACCUAGAAAUAGAAGUGAAUCCAGGAAACGUUACAUUCCAAUCAAUAAUCUAUAACCCAAGUAAAACAGCAGACCCAAAUAAACCAUUCGAGAAUCUAUUCUUUAAAAACCCAAAAGAAGAUGGAUUAAUUUCCAAAACUCAAAUAAACCGAUCACUACAUCAAUGGAAAAGUGAAUUUGUGGUUCCACUAAGUAUUUUUAAUCUUCAGGAUGGAGAUGGGAAAGGUACUGAAUGGAGGAUGAAUUUUUUUCGUACGGUUACUGAUUCUGGUUUGUUUCCUGGGCAAGUUUUGGGAGCUUGGAGUGUGCCUUAUUUGCCUCGGUUUCAUGUUACUUCUUACUUUGGUCAUGUUAAAUUUGUUUGA